Messenger RNA from Aspergillus steynii IBT 23096, 905 nucleotides. RefSeq lists its product as uncharacterized. Lineage: Eukaryota; Fungi; Ascomycota; Eurotiomycetes; Eurotiales; Aspergillaceae. The transcript has 2 exons. The record is from RefSeq and is a predicted model, not a curated record. Bases 88 to 882 code for a protein of 264 amino acids.
CAAGAUAGAAAGUAGUUGUAAGCUUCUCAAACAUCAUCUCGCUCGUCGAAACUCACCUAUCAAGCUGGUCUAAAAGCGACUCCAACAAUGGCACCUCCCAAGCCAAUCACUGCCAAAGAGGCCAUCAAAUCUGCGGUCCCGGACCUUAAAGUCGGGCCUUAUCAUACCACCUCAAACGCUUUCCAUCGUGUCGAUUUCGUUGGGGAUCUUGCCCCAUGGGCAAACUUCAACGAAGAUGCAUGGCAGUAUAGCAACGCAACGAACUGGGCGGGCCACAAGUCGGUCCUGGGCUUCGAGCCCAAAGGGACGAUGAAGUUUUACACCGCGCACGAGCACGUGGCAGUUGGGGACGAGACGGGAGUUCAAGGCCGAUUCAAUCAGAAUGUUGGACAAACUCUCACGGCGGCGUGCGGGGCCUUCGGACUGGAUCUAUCUUUCGCCGACUAUAAGGCCUGCGCAGAUGGAUCUCUUCUGGGGCGCGUGCCUGAUUCCAUCUGCAUGACCAGCCAGGGGGCCCUGCGCGCCGUCGGAGAAAUCAAGACGCCGUGGGUAGCUGCGCAUCACAUCCAAAACAUGGAUAUUGGAUACUCAGACAAGCAGCGGCGUCGAGCCUUGGGCCAGAUUUCCCUCUAUAUGCGCUCCGCGCAUAUCCGGUAUGGCUUUUUAUCGACUUAUGAUAGCACGGUCUUUUUGCGCCAGGUGGAAAAGGCCGGGGGGCAGUGGGGGUUGGAGUACAGCGAGCCUGUCUCGAAUGAUCAGGCCGCUGGGGGGAAUGCCGGGGAGAUAACCCUUCGAGAGGGCUUUUGGUUCUUGCUCGGAGAAGCGUCGGGGGCCAAUUACAUGGCCAAUAACAAUACCCCCGUCGGAAACUGGACCAAGUAGAUAGGUUACGUUGAAGUAUUUGG